This is a messenger RNA of Mya arenaria, 3308 nucleotides long. Its product is annotated as baculoviral IAP repeat-containing protein 3-like. The transcript has 4 exons. Bases 496 to 1179 code for a protein of 227 amino acids. NCBI's taxonomy places the organism in Eukaryota, Metazoa, Mollusca, Bivalvia, Myida, Myidae. The record is from RefSeq and is a predicted model, not a curated record.
CCGCAGUUUCCACCAUAUAUUCCGAAUUCUCAGUAUCAUGCGAUAGCGUAGUUGCUUUAAGAGAGGAGAAAAUAUACAAAAUGAAUUUCAUUCGAUUGGAAUUAGCGUGCUUCGAAAGAUGGAUUAUAAAAACAUUUUAUUCGUGUUUACAUCAAGGGGUAACAUGAUGAAAGUAGAAAAAGAAACAUGUUGAAUUUGGAAUCCCAAGUGUUUGCGGUGUUUCUAUAGUUAGAAUGACCUUAUAAUAGAAAUAAGAUGAGGCCGACCUGUCAACACGCGGAAAUGAUUCCUUGUUACUAGCGUUUUUUGUUGAUAUUGUUUGUGUUAAAUAAGCUCAUUGAUUAUGCAUCGGACAUAUUAACAUUAUCAAAAUCACGUUUGAAAUGUUGGUUAAGAUUAAAAAACAAACAGAAGACCGGAUUAUUUAUUGCUUGCCAAAUUUCUCCCAGUUGCCGGUAUAUCUUGGGGCUACCGAUUUGGAAUUUACAUACGAAUAUGAGACAAUUGCGGUAUAAACGCAAUCGCGGUCGGACUUUUGGCAUCUUCCCCAUUGCGCCAAUGGUUAACUGCAUUAAACUUUCUUCCAAUGGAUUAUUCUUUACCAGCAUUGACGCGGUAGUUGAAUGCUACAAUUGUAGAGAGCGCCACGGCGACUGGCACACUAACGACGAGCUCUACCAUGAUAAAAUACAUCACCACAUACCUCGAUGUUCCUUCCUAGGUGCCAGCGGUUUUCCUCUAAGGAAUGCAUUCUCUUCGGUUCGUUUCACACACGGUAUGCAAGGUGAAGGUGACACUAUUCGUUUUUUUCACUGCAAUGUAGGCCUUCGCAACUGGCUGGCAGGGGAUGACCCAUGGGCCGAACAUGCUCGAUUUUCAUUCGAGUUUACAUUCCUGAAAAUAAACAUAAUGCAGGCAGUCGAGACUGUUGAGAAUUCGCCAGUUCAAGUAAACCGCAGAGGCAAUAACUACUACAAUGAAAAAUUGGAGAGGCUGAAAGCUGAAAACGAGAACCUUAGAAGGAGUAUGGCGUGUAUAAUAUGCAAGGAACGCGAAGCGGUUGUUCUGUUUCUACCAUGUACCCACUUAAUCACUUGUUUGGAAUGUGCCCCGAAGUUUGGUAAAUGCCCUAUUUGCGGAACCGAUAUAGAGGGAGUGAUUCGUGUUUUCAGAGCAUAAUGGUUUUAAAGAUCAUUGAAAGGAAAACAGCAGAGUUCUUGUCAGUAACUGUCCUGUAAAAAUGGAGUGAAAGGCACAUCUUGUUGUUAAAGGAAAAUGAAAUUCCAGACCAUUCUCUGUUAAUAAGAAACAUCAGAUACACUGCAGUAAUCGACUGUAUCAGUCCCAUCUUAAAGGAACGAUUGGUGUUGAUAGAUCAUAUUGAUAUUAAAUGGGUUCAUUUAAUUAUUAGAAUGUCUGCAAGUGUACUGCGAAUGAAAUCUACAAGGAAUAUAUAAAAGGAAUAUUGCCUUUUCGGACGUUCCGUCUGAGCAUUAUACGGCUAUCUGUGUGCCUAUGCUUUUACAUAUUUCUGUGUAAAUGAUCAUAAAUGUAAUAGGUCAUUCAAUUUAGAAUGCAUUUGAAUAAGUCACAGUGUCAUAAUACUAUAUAUUUGUAUUUUGGAAUUAAAAACUGCCAUGACAGAGAAGGGAUUAUGCUGGUUCUACCGCGUGGUUCCUUGAGGCAUGUUCAAAGUGAGUUGGUACUAUUUCUCAGAAGAAACUGUCAUUUUUAUGGCGGUGAUGUAAACUCCAGAUACGAACGGACAUAAUUCUGUCGAAAUAAUACAUGUGUUUAAACACAUCGUCUUUGAUUAAAAUUGUGGAAAUAUAAAACUAAAUCAGUUGACUGUGCCUUUCGCUGUAAAUAAUAAGCCCUUAAUUUCAUGCCUCUGAUCAGGGUCCUCGUUUAAAUGUUCGGCUACUGUGAUCGUCCCUGGAGUUUAGACAGUUAAUCGGAUUAAUAUACUAUAACGCGGUUGAGUGCAGGGCUGCAAGGCCCAACUGUCUCGAAGUGGAUUCAUAGAACUUAAGAGGCUCCUGUUUCACCAAUACCAGACCGGCUAAAUAAUUUUAUUGGAGAUUAUAAAUGUAUCAACUGUUAAAAAAAAUUAUUUUAACUUUCUCGAUAUGUUCAUUCUAUAUUAUUUUUGUAAAUGCAAACUCUCAAAUAUUGCUAUCCAAAACUGUUAGCGUCGGUAUAGGUCAUACCAGCGUUAGCUACCAAGAGUAUUUAUCAUGUAUUUCGCUUUUUUGUGAACAAUUGCCACAUUUUGAACACAAUUUGGUUUGCCAAUGUUAUGGGCUGUUGCAUGGGCUAUAUGGCAUCUUCGAAAAAGAAGUUAUUGCAAUCGCAUGGUGAUAUGUUUACUUUGCUUUUUGCCAUAUCCAAGAAACAGGACUUUCACCAUGUUAUCUUGACCUUUACCAAGGAUCAUCGCUCAAUAUUAUAGCUAAGACGUAUAGAUAUGAUUUUUUUUACUACAUGGAAAUUGGUUUGAAUGUAUUUUUCCAUGUUAUUACCAUUUUUAGAAAUUAAAUGUUUUUAGAUUUUUUGCUGGUGAUAAAAUUGUUUUAAGUUAUGCAUCAAGGAAAUAUGUAUGGAUUUGUUUUUCUUAACGUUGACAUGUUUUGUUAAUUUUUAUAUUAUUUUAAGAAAAUUAUUUUAAAGGGUGAUGUUGCCUGGUAUGUUUCAGAAAAUUUCAAGUGUUCUUUUGAAGUAGUAUGGGAUAAAUAACGCAAUCGUAGAUAUUGUUCUCAAACCAAACCGAAUAGUUUUGAUAUUCCGCUCUUUUAAUUCCACGCUGAAGUCUUUUUUGCCUAGUUAUUCAAAAAUUCAUAAACAUGUUUAAUCAACCUUAACAUGAAAUGAUGAUGGCAUAUUUUCUUGAUAUACAAGAGAUGUUAAAAAUACAUUUCUCAUUUCAAAAAACAUAAAAUACACACUGAAACUCGAUUCGUAGCCCAAAAUUAGCAUAUUGAUGCAAGAAUAUCUCUUAAUGAGUCGAACGUGGUCCCUUAUAUCUUUUUCAAAGUCAUUGAUCGUUACCUGGCCUAAGUUGUCGAAUUUUAUGUCUGAUUACGUAUCAAUUAACAUACCUGUUAAACAUUUGGAAGUGCUGUCAUAGCCUAACAAUAGUAUUUCCUUAUUUAUUUAUGUUCUCCUUUUAUUUGUUUUCACGUAAGGAAAGCCAUCCAAUAUUAGGAUAACCAAAAUUGUAAGUACUUUUUAUUUUUUAAAAUCGAUAUUAUUUCUUGUUUAAUUUUUAUUGGCAAACCAUUAUCUUUAUUGAAUAACACCAUACUGAC